CAAACACAGAAAAAAAAAAUUAAAUUGUUAUCCUUUUCAAAUUUCAAAAACUUCCCCAUUUCUCCUCUUCCGUUUCAGAACUCCAUAACUGCAGCUACUACCUUCUUCUGUUAUUUUCAGCUUCUACUCUCUGCAGCUCCAUUCUCCAUUCUACAUGUGAUUCAAUUUCAAUUCAACCACCAUGUCUCUUCUCAGCAGAUUCUUCUACAAGCGUCCCCCUGAUGGAUUACUCGAAUUCAUCGACCGAGUCUACGUUUUCGAUUCGUGUUUUUCCACCGAAGUGUUGCCCGAAGGAAUGUACCAGCUGCACCUCCACGAGAUCAUCACGGAGCUCCAUGAGGAGUUUCCAGAAUCUUCUUUCCUCGCAUUCAACUUCCGCGACGGCGAGAGGCGCAGCCAAUUCGCUGAAUUUCUCACAGAAUACGAUGUUGUCGUCAUGGAUUACCCAAAGCAGUACGAGGGUGUUCCAAUUUUGCCCCUUUCUCUUGUUCAGCACUUUCUUAGAGUCUGUGAUAGUUGGUUAAACUUAGGGAACCAUCAAAAUGUGAUUUUGUUUCACUGUGAAAGAGGGGGCUGGCCCCUACUUGCAUUUCUACUAGCUAGUUUACUUGUCUUUAGGAAAGUUCAUAGUGGUGAAAAAAGGGCGCUUGAGAUGGUUCAUAGGGAGGCACCAAAGGGUUUGUUGCAGCUUUUGUCGCCUUUGAACCCUUUGCCCUCUCAGCUUCGAUACAUUCAGUAUGUGGCGAGGCGGAAUAUUUCACCGGGGUGGCCACCUCCGGAGCGAGCACUGUCGCUGGAUUGUCUCAUUUUGAGGGCAAUUCCUGGCUUUGAUUUGCAGAAUGGGUGUAGGCCGAUGAUUAGGAUAUUUGGUAGGAACUUGCUCAGCAAGGAUGGGCUUUCCACUCAGAUGAUAUAUUCAAUGCAUAAGAAGAAGAAGAGCUUGCGGCAUUACCGCCAGGCAGACUGCGAUGUGAUUAAGAUUGAUAUUCAGUGUUUAGUUCAAGGAGAUGUGGUGUUAGAGUGCGUUCAUUUGGAUUUGGAUCCAGAAAGGGAGGUGAUGAUGUUUCGUGUAAUGUUUAAUACGGCAUUUAUUCGGUCCAACAUAUUGAUGCUGAAUGCUGAUAACUUGGACAUUCUUUGGGAUUCAAAGGAUCGGUAUCCAAAAGGCUUCAGGGCUGAGGUUUUGUUUGGAGAGGUAGAAAAUGUAAGUCCUCAACGGGCUCCCACAACCAUGCUAAAUGGUGAGGAGAAAGGUGGAUUGCCCAUUGAAGCGUUUUCACGGGUUCAAGAACUGUUUAGUGGCGUAGAUUGGGUUGAUAGUGGUGAUGCUGCUGCUGUCUGGCUUCUUAAACAAUUAACUGUCCUAAAUGAUGUCAAAGAGUUUUCAAGAUUGCAAGGAAAAGGAAGUUGGUAUUCAUCGCCUGCUGACUCCGACGAGGAAAAUAAUGAAUCAAGCACUGCUGAUAGUUCGGAUGAGGCCUUUGAUGUUCCCAGGUUGUCUUCUGAUACUCCAAAAUUAUUGACACCUGACAUCCCUGAUUCAAUCCAUUUAGCUUUUGAGAAUCAUGGUGGUAAUCAUGAAAAUCGCGAUUCAGCAACACCUGAUCAGUCAUUGACAGAUAAUGGACCCUCAAUUUGUCAUGUUCCAAGCAAUGAAUAUUCUCCUUGUUCAUCUCCAUCAUCACCGUUAUCAGUUCCUGCUACACAACCUUUGGUUCCAACUCCAGCACAAGCCCCUCAUCCUCCACCUCCACCUCCACCAAUGUCUAGUGAACAUGAUCCAGUAACUUCAGCCCCACCACCACCACCACCUCCUCCACCUCCAAUAUCUGCAAGGACAGGUUCUGCUCCGCCAACUCCACCUCCACCUCCUCCAAUACCUGCAAGAACAGGUUCAGCACCACCACCUCCACCUCCAAUACCUGCAAAAACAGGUUCAGCACCACCACCUCCACCUCCACCACCCCAACUACCUGCAAGAGUAGGUUCUGCCCCACCACCUCAACCUCCACCUCCUCCAGCACCAAUAAGAACAGGUUCAUCCCCAUCGCCUCCGCCUCCACCUCCUCCACUGCCUACAAGAACAGGUUCUGCCCCACCACCUCCACCCCCUCUACCACCUGUAAGAGCAAUUACUGCCCCACCUGCUCCACCUCCUCCUCCUCCUUCAGCACCUACACCUAGACGAGCAGGUUCAACCCCACCAGCUCCACCUCCACCUCCACCACCUCCAGGACGAGCAAGUUCAACUCCACUACCUGCUCCUCCCCCUCCGCCAGGACCUGUGCGAACAAGUUUAACAUCAGCCCCACCACCGCCACCUCCACCCCCUCCAGGGUCUGUACGAAAAGGUCCUGGUCCACCACCUCCACCUCCACCUCCAGGUGUUCGAACAGUUUCAGCCCCACCAGCUGCACCAAAGCCUCCAAAUGCUCCUCCUCCCCCAAUUGGUCGUAGUGGAACACCUGUACCUCCUCCACCUCCUGCAGGCAGGGCCUCUAGUGUGCCACCACCACCUGGCAAAGGUUCUUUAGCACCAGCAAGUCUUGGAAGAGGCCGAGGUACUGGUGCAACUGUUAAUGCACCUAAGAAAACUAUGUUGAAGCCCCUUCAUUGGGUGAAAGUUGCCCGAGCAGCACAAGGGAGUUUAUGGGCUGAUUCACAAAAGCAAGAUAAUGAAUCAAGGGCCCCUGAAAUAGAUAUAUCAGAACUUGAGAGCCUGUUUUCAGCAGCAUCUGCUUCUGAUGGGAGCAAUGCUAAAGUUGGAGGUCGGCGCGGUUCUAAUAUCAACAAACCCGAGAAAGUACAACUGAUUGACUUGCGUAGAGCAUAUAAUUGUGAAAUAAUGCUCUCCAAAAUCAAAAUUCCUUUGCCAGAUAUGCUUAAUGCUGUUCUAGCAUUGGAUUCUUCUGUUCUGGAUAUUGAUCAGGUUGAGAAUCUCAUCAAAUUCUGUCCCACCAAGGAAGAGAUGGAGAUGUUGAAGAAUUAUAAAGGGGACAAGGAUAUGCUUGGAAAAUGUGAACAGUUUUUUAUGGAGCUGAUGAAGGUUCCACGAGUAGAAUCCAAGUUAAGGGUGUUUGCUUUCAAAAUCAACUUUUCUUCUCAGGUGAAUGAUUUGAGGAAAAAUUUGAAUACAAUCAACAAUGCUGCUAAAGAGGUGAAAGAAUCUGUGAAAUUACGCCAGAUAAUGCAGACUAUUCUUACCUUGGGCAAUGCCCUGAAUCAGGGAACAGCAAGGGGAUCAGCAGUUGGAUUCAAAUUGGAUAGCCUUCUCAAGUUAUCUGAUACUCGUGCAAGAAAUAACAAAAUGACUUUGAUGCAUUAUUUGUGCAAGCUUCUUGCUGAGAAAAUGCCAGAAUUGCUAGAUUUUGACAAAGAUCUUGUCCAUUUGGAAGCAGCUUCAAAGAUCCAACUGAAAGCAUUGGCUGAAGAAAUGCAAGCUGUGAGUAAAGGUUUGGAGAAGGUUGAGCAAGAACUCACUGCUUCUGAAAAUGAUGGUGCCAUAUCUACAGGAUUUCGUAAGGUGUUGAAGAAUUUUCUUGAUACUGCUGAAGCCGACGUGAGGUCUCUCAUAUCAUUGUAUUCUGAAGUGGGAAGAAAUGCAGAUUCUUUGUCCCAGUACUUUGGGGAGGAUCCAGCUAGGUGCCCUUUUGAGCAAGUUACACAAAUCCUUGUUGUAUUCAUGAAAAUGUUUAACAAGUCAAGGGAAGAGAAUGAGAGGCUGGCAGAAGCUGAAAAGAAGAAAUUAGAGAAAGAAGCCAUGAAGGAAAAGGCAGCAGCAAAUAACACAAACUCCAAAAAAGAAAUGGUUAGAUAGAUAUCUAUCUAUCUCAACAAGCGUGAGCCAUGGUUUCUUCAAUUUCUACUAUACCAAAAUCGAAAUACUGAAUUUUGGACCAUCCCAAAUGCAAUUCACUCAUGUCUGCAUCAUGCAUCACUUGGAUCUGUAUAUUCAAUGUCAUAGUUCCUUCUGAUCGGAUCAUCCAAUUGCAUCAUCUACCCUUAUGGCUUGAAGAAUGAGAAACUCAUCAGCAGGCUAGUGAUUCCAUGUAAUUAUAAAUUUAUAACACACGAAUGCUAAUAUAGAAAAUUCUUCUCUUUUUUUUAAUAGGUACUAUAGAUAAUCUUCUUUUACUUAAAUGUUAGUUAUAUAUUAAUAUUGUACUAAAUUGUAAUCUAGUUGUAGGUAAGUUUUUUUAGUUC
Molecule: messenger RNA, 4203 nt
Organism: Arachis duranensis
Lineage: Eukaryota; Viridiplantae; Streptophyta; Magnoliopsida; Fabales; Fabaceae
Product: formin-like protein 14
Source: RefSeq, a predicted model, not a curated record